AUGUUUCGCCUGCAUAUCGGUUUUUUGUGCCUCGUCAUUGCAUUCUGCAUCCUUUUCGGAGUGUCUCACGCCACUAGCGACUCCAUUUGUGUCCUGAGCAAUGCGCCUCAGCAAUGUGGCGCCUUCUGCCUGGCAGCCUUGCAUCCACUGUACGAUCAGUACUCCAAGUCCAGGCAACAGGAGCACAGCCAGGAGGCAAUAGUUAAGAUCAUAGCGGAUUUUCGGGCGGAGCAGAAGGAGGCAAUGGUGAAGCUGAUAGCGGAUUUUCGGGCUGACCAGAAGGAGCUGUUCAAUGUCCUUGCGUCGAAUCUUACCGCGAGCAGACUUGAAUCCAUCUUGCAGAGCAGGCCAGUUACGGUGCCGCCUGGGUUCCAGAAGAUUGGAUCCAGAUACUUUUUCAUAGAAUAUAAUAAGGGGAAAAGCUGGAGUGAUGCCGAGGAAACCUGUCGCGAAAAGGGCGGUCACCUAGCAGCCUUCCGAACCGAAGACGAAUUAGAAGCCAUCACAAGAAUCGUCCAUAAAUAUACCUCCUUCUGGCUGGGUUACCAUCGAAAUAGUGAGGACGGAUUCGUGACGGCCACCGGAAAUAAAGGAUCGUUUAUGAAGUGGGGUUCAGAAGAACCCACCAACAUUGGUGGCAACGAGCACUGCGUUGUCCUAUUCAAUUCAUGCAUGUAUUAUGGAAAAUGCGAUAUUACCAUUCCCUUCAUCUGCCAGUUGGACACGGUUUAA
Molecule: messenger RNA, 732 nt
Organism: Drosophila teissieri
Lineage: Eukaryota; Metazoa; Arthropoda; Insecta; Diptera; Drosophilidae
Product: pulmonary surfactant-associated protein D-like
Exons: 1
Coding region: 1-732 (243 amino acids)
Source: RefSeq, a predicted model, not a curated record